Molecule: messenger RNA, 399 nt
Organism: Microthlaspi erraticum
Lineage: Eukaryota; Viridiplantae; Streptophyta; Magnoliopsida; Brassicales; Brassicaceae
Source: the annotation of a GenBank genome assembly
AUGGAUGUGCACAAGAAGGUUCUAUCAGAGAAGAGCAAGUUUUUCAUGGAGAAGAUGAAGUCUCGAAGAGAGAAUGGCGUCUCUCAGCCUCACAUUGUGGAGUGUGAUGAUGUUGAGACGUAUGUGGAGACUGUGGUGUUGAUGUACUGCGAUGAUCUCAAGAACAAGCUGAUUGGUGAAAAUGUCUUCAAAGUCUUGGCUUUGCUUAAGGUUUCUUCAGCUAUAGUGUUUGAGGAGGGGAUAAAGUCAUGCUUGGAGUACUUAGAGGCGGCUCCAUGGUCAGAAGAAGAGGAACAAACCGUUGUGUCUUGUAUUGAAAAGCUUGAUCUUGCUGGUUCAACCGCCAAUUCGGUUCUAGAGAGAGUAUCAGUAUCAUCCUCUGACUUUCCAGAAGUAUAA